CACAGAGUGAAACAGUCGGUUGCGGCGUGUGGUUGCAUGCGUCUCUCUCGUUCUGGAGUAGUGUGUGCAGUUUGCUUUUUACAUCUAAUAAUGUAUGUGCAUGUUGCUGUUUUCACGGGUGAAUGGCGUAAAGACAUGAUUAUGCUGUUGAUUCAACUGUUUUGGAUCGUCCCGCAUUUUGCAGCCUCCUUCACAGUCGAAGUACCAUCCAGUCCUGUUCUUGUGGUGCGUGGAGAGACUGCUUUUCUGCCUUGUGAAUUUGUUCCAGACCAUAACCUUACCCACCUGGUGAUCACCUGGCAACGACAGGAAGACAUCCGGGUGGUUCACAGCUAUUACUACCAGAGGGACCAGCUAGAUCGACAAAGCUCAGAUUACCUUAACCGUACAAAGUUAAAUCACAAGCUAAUUGCAAAAGGAAUUGCGUCCCUGAGUAUAACAAAUUUUGGAUUGAAGGAUGCAGGCAAAUAUCAGUGCAUAGUGAGCAACACCAAAGGAACUGAUAGAGGAGUGGUACAGCUGGUAUAUGCAGCCUUAUAUUCAGAGCCAAGGUUAAGCAUCCAUCUGAAUUCCAAAGAUGUCACCAUCCAGUACGAGACAGAGGGCUACCCUAAGCCAGAGGUCAUGUGGCUGGGGUCGGGGGGUCAGAAUCUCAGUGACCAUCAGGAGGUCUCUUCUACCUCAGAUGAAGGACUCUACUUCUUAAGAAGCAGUUAUGUGACACAGAAUCCAGCAUUUAAUGUCACAUUCACUCUAAAAAACCCUGUUGCCCAUCAGGAACUCCAAAGGAAUGUUAUCAUCAGCUAUGAUGGGAACACAAGCUCCAAUACAUCAGUUGUGCUUCUCUCCAUACUGUGUACUAUCCUUCUGUGCUCCACUGGUGUGUUAUUUUGGCGGCACUGGCACGGCAAGUGUUUAUCUCGUGCUUUACUGGACACAUCUACAGCAUUGCGCUCAUGAUUUAUGAACACUAACUACUGCAAAAACAACUGAAAUCAUUCAGCGGCUCCAACAUGAAGUUUUGUAUUUCAUUUAUUUGCAGCUUUUAUUGUAUUUUACUUCUGCUCUAACAAGCUUUAUGUAAAUUAGGUGUAGAAGACAAUCUCGAUUACAUUUAAAGUUGAAGUGUGUGAUUUCAGUGCCACUAGUGGCACCAAACUGCAGACUGGGCCGGACAUGACAAUAUUGGCUCAGCCAUUGGGGCGAGUUUGGGGCAGGACCUUUUUGUUGACAAAGGUGAACGGGAUAAGUGUUUGAACCUUGAUUGUUUGCAUGAGGUUUUUGUCAGAGACGCUAAGUAUUACUUUAACUUGAUACUCAACAGUAUGAAAUUAGAUUUUAAUGAUGGUUCUUGUUUUUUUCACUUCAUUAACUUACAAAAGUAUAAACCAGAUAAUGUAUAAUUUUGACUGAAAAUGUAAAGCUUGUUUUUAUUUAAUGUUUUAUACAGCAAAACAGUUAUUUUGAAAUAGCAAACAAUAAAAAAUAAUGAAAGACAACCUAAAAUAUACAGGUUUUCAGCUAUGUAAACACAUCUGCAUCACAAGUUUACAAAAUUACAUUCCCCAUAUAUUCAUUACACAUGGAGGGUACUAUCUUUUAAAAUCAUGUCAAAUAAAUAGAAGAC
Myxocyprinus asiaticus (Chinese sucker) is the source of this 1627-nucleotide messenger RNA. Its product is annotated as CD276 antigen-like. Lineage: Eukaryota; Metazoa; Chordata; Actinopteri; Cypriniformes; Catostomidae. Bases 37 to 960 code for a protein of 307 amino acids. The transcript is spliced from 4 exons. The record is from RefSeq and is a predicted model, not a curated record.